Prosopis cineraria is the source of this 1045-nucleotide messenger RNA. Its product is annotated as probable glutathione S-transferase. Gene Ontology annotation, cellular component: cytoplasm. Gene Ontology annotation, biological process: glutathione metabolic process. Gene Ontology annotation, molecular function: glutathione transferase activity. The coding region runs from base 106 to 765 and encodes 219 amino acids. The record is from RefSeq and is a predicted model, not a curated record. NCBI's taxonomy places the organism in Eukaryota, Viridiplantae, Streptophyta, Magnoliopsida, Fabales, Fabaceae. The transcript has 2 exons.
GACCAAAACGUUGCCGAUCAUCCAUUCUGUGUACUCAAAAUUUCCAGUUCUUGCGCCUCACUGUUUCAGUCAUUCAGCUAGAGAUUUCAGUAGUCGUCUUGGAUUAUGGCAGACGAGGUUCUUCUGUUGGAUGCAAAGGUAAGCAUGUUUGGGAUGAGGGCUAGGGUUGCCUUGGCCGAGAAAGGCGUUAAGUAUGAGUACAAGGAACAGGAUCUGACCAACAAGAGCCCUCUGCUUCUGCAAAUGAACCCAAUUCACAAGAAGAUCCCAGUUCUGAUCCAUCACGGCAAAGCCAUAAAUGAAUCACUAAUAAUUGUUGAGUACAUUGAUGAGGUCUGGAAGGGUGAAGCUCCAUUACUCCCCUCUGAUCCUUAUCAGAGAGCUCAAGCCAAAUUCUGGGCUGAUUUCAUUGGUUCCAAGGUUCAUGAGGUUGGAAAGAGGAUUUGGGUUGGAAAAGUUGAAGAGCAUGAGCAGGCGAAAAAGGAACUGAUUGAGAACUUGAAGCAAUUGGAGGAGGUUCUUGGAGACAAACCAUAUUUCGGUGGUGACACGUUUGGUUUUGUGGAUGUUGCUUUGAUCCCAUUUUAUAAAUGGUUCUAUGUUUAUGAGAAAAUAGGGAACUUCAAAGUGGAAUCAGAGUGUCCUAAAAUCAUCGAAUGGGCUAAGAGAUGCUUGAAGAGAGAAAGUGUUGUCAAAUCACUUGCUGAUGAGAAGGAGAUCUACGAGUUUGUCUUGGGCUACAGGAAGAAGCUUCAGUUGGACUAAAUAGAAAACAUCUUAAUUGGAAAAGGCCAGGGAAUUUUAGGUAAGACGCGAAUUAAAGUAUCCUGGUUCAGGAUGGUUGGGUUUGUCUAGGUUUCUUUGAUGGACAGACUUGAGAGAAUAAGGAAACUUGUUUUACUGACGAGGUUUCCAUGGUUUGGCUGGCUGAAUAUAUGAAGUUGCAUGAAAUUAUUAGACACAUCUUAGUGUCUUUGCAUUGUAAAAGAACCUGGCAUAUUUCCGUGUGUCUUAUUAGUUAUUACUCAUGGCCGUAUUUUACUCA